AUGAAUAAUUAUAUCGAAAGUAACAGUGAUACGAGUGAUGCAUUAAAAGCAUUACAUGCAAGAUAUCAAUUUAUUAAUAAUGAUCUUGAUUAUAAUCGAUUUCUUCGCAAUAAUAAUAGUUUGUUGAAUAAUGAAUGGAUCAAUAUUCUUGCAAGUAAUACGAUAGCCAACAAUAAUGGUAUUAAUGUUGUAAGUAAAAAUGAUUCAAAUGAUGAUGAUGAUGUAACAAAUACAUUAAUUAUAAAUUUAACUUCUACAUAUGGACCAACUAUUAGUAUUAUAAAUGAAACAACAGAACUAAAAGAAAAUAAACAGAAUAUGUGCAAGAAUGAAGAAAAAGAAAGAAAAACUAGAACUAGUUCUGUUUUAUUCCAACAUCAUAUAGAUAUUAAAGAUGAAAUUGAUUGGUUAUACAAUGAUACAAGAACAAUAACACACGAAGAAAUUUUAUCAGUUAAAGAAUAUUUGACCAUCAAUCGACCAUUAACUGAAUUUAAUGAAUCUGCUUUAUUAGAUCUUAAUCCUAUCCUUCUAUCAAUAAGGUUUGCCACUCUGACAAGUCAUUUUAUUGUUGUACCUAAUUGGUCUAUUGUUCAAGAGAAUGGUGGAAUUACUUCGUGUCAUGGUCGACCACAACAACAUUCUUCUCCUUAUAAAAAUCAAUGGUUUGGUGGAGAUAUUUUUCAUUUUAUAGAAUUAUUCGAUUUUCCUAAAAAUAAAUUUAUUGGUAUUGGCCAUUUCUUGGGUGGACAUGCAUUAGUGUUUGCUGCUACAAUAGCAUCAAGACGAUUAUUUCAAUCACUACUCUCACCUUCAUCAUGUUAUGAAAUUACAAAGAAUAAACUUGAAUCUAUUCUACGUUGA
Molecule: messenger RNA, 864 nt
Organism: Rotaria sordida
Lineage: Eukaryota; Metazoa; Rotifera; Eurotatoria; Philodinida; Philodinidae
Source: the annotation of a GenBank genome assembly